Molecule: messenger RNA, 1527 nt
Organism: Myiozetetes cayanensis
Lineage: Eukaryota; Metazoa; Chordata; Aves; Passeriformes; Tyrannidae
Gene: SCAMP2
Product: secretory carrier membrane protein 2
Biological process (GO): protein transport
Cellular component (GO): trans-Golgi network membrane; recycling endosome membrane
Source: RefSeq, a predicted model, not a curated record
CCCGGAAGCGCCAGGAGCGGCGGCGGCGGGAGCGGAGCGGACCGCGCCUAUGUCGGGCUUCGACACCAACCCGUUCGCCGACCCGGUGGACAUCAACCCCUUCCAGGAUCCCUCAGUGACACAGCUCACAAAUGCCAGCCAAAGUGGCUUGGAUGAAUUCAACCCCUUUUCCGAGAGCUCCCAGCUGACAAAUGCAGCCCGGACGACGCCGGCCGUGCAGCCCUCGGGCCACUCGCAGCCGGCUGUUCUGCAGACGUCCGUGGAGCCCACUCCCCAGGCCGUGGCUGCAGCAGCACAGGCCGGGCUGCUUCAGCAGCAGGCAGAGUUAGAGAGGAAGGCAGCUGAGCUGGAGAAGAAGGAAAGGGAAUUGCAGAGCAACUCAGCCAGCAUUAACCCGAGGCAGAACAAUUGGCCCCCCCUUCCCAAGAAGUGUCCCAUCAAGCCGUGUUUUUAUCAGGAUUUUUCUGCAGACAUCCCAGCUGACUACCAGCGGAUAUGCAAGAUGCUGUAUUACUUGUGGAUGUUGCAUUCCAUUACCCUGCUCCUAAACCUGCUCGCUUGUCUGGCGUGGUUCACAGCUGAUCAAAACAGAGGGGUAGACUUCGGUCUCUCGAUUCUUUGGUUAAUUUUAUUCACCCCCUGUGCCUUUCUCUGUUGGUACCGACCAAUUUACAAGGCUUUCAGGUCUGACAGCUCCUUCAGCUUCUUCGUCUUCUUUUUUGUCUUCUUCUGCCAAAUAGCGAUCUACGUCAUCCAGGCUGUUGGCAUUCCUGGCUGGGGAGACAGUGGAUGGAUCGCGGCGCUGUCAGAGGUGCGGAACCUGGCCGUGGCAGUCAUCAUGAUGGUGGUGGCAGCGUUCUUCACGCUGUGUGCCGUUCUCUCCCUCUUCCUCCUGAAGCAGGUGCAUUCCCUGUAUCGGCGCACAGGAGCCAGUUUCCAAAGGGCCCAGGAAGAGUUUUCCCAAGGCAUCCUCAGCAACAGGAGCUUCCAGAAUGCAGCGGCCGGGGCAGCCUCCUCAGCUGCACAGAGUGCUUUCCGGGGAAACUAGCCCUUCCCAGCAAAACUAGCCCUUCCUGGGCUGCCUCCCCCUUGUUUUCUCUGCCCUUAUCACUCCUUUUUUUUUUUUUUUCCCUAAAAAUGCACUUUUUGGGGGUACCAUGUGAGAGCUCUGUGAUGCCGACUCCUGAUGAGAAGAGGUUUUUUAGCUUCAGCUGAGCUACGGUUUUGAUGAUUAGUUUUCCCUGUCUUAUUAUAGAGUGUGGGGAGAUGAGGGAGACAUUCUCUGAAGUAAAUAUAUUUCUCUAUCCAGGACCUACCAGGUGUUUGUCUCUUCCUCCCCUCACUCUGUCUGUAGCAGGAAGACAAGGGGAAGCAGGUUUUGAUUUUACUCUCUCUUCUUUUGGCCUUUGCUACGAAGAAUUUGAUUAUCUGGUAUUUUGGGGGGGUUUUGUAAUGUGCAUGUAGUUUGUCAUUACUUUUAAGAACAGAAACUGUACUUUUGGUUUAUUACACUCACACGAUGAUGUA